AGCUGUAACGCGUGUUUAUGCAGGAGAACACGCCUAGACGUUCUUCACGCGUCAGCGGAAAGAAUUUGGGUAAUGCUGGCGUGAACCCUGUGACGUGGUUUAGGACUGAUUGGAAGUUCCAAUGGGGACAUGACGCUUUGACAUCGGAGGAUGUCAAGGAUUUCGAUGAGGCGAAAACGCUUGAGAAAUGCCAGGCAGACUUCUAUGGAAGUCUGGUACUAUACUCUGAAACACCGAAUCAUAGGAAAACUACUAUAAAACUUGGAGAUACUGUCCUAGUCAAGACCGGGACCAACCCUUACCCAAGCAUCGGAAUCAUCACGUCGAUGUGGGAAGCGCGUAAUUCUACCCAGAAAGGGCGCCGCGGGGAAGCUGGGCUUCCCAGGAUACGCGUUCAUUGGUUCGUAAAGCCAAGCGAGUUACCCUCCGUGCGAGUGCCACGUCAUCACGAGUCGAACGAAAUAUAUUACACCAUGUCAUCCUCGGACGUGCUCCAUCCUGAAUCGAUUCUUGCCAAGGUCUCUGUCCACAGCACCAGCACCUCCGCACGAUCAUUUGCAGAUGGAAAAGUGUUCUGCUGUUUCUAUGCUACGGAUGAUACCAUGAAAAACUUUUACCGUUUUGACAUGGAGAAACUACGCGAGCAAGCAAGCGGAUAUCUUUCGCCUCGAGCUUGGUGUUUUACACCUCUUGCCGAUGCUAAAGCAUCUUCCAAUAAAACACGAGUCGUUCAGAGUCCACCAGAACCGUUGCCACCUCCAGCUAAAAGAAGACGUUUGUCCUUACACGCUAAUGAAAGCGAUGUCUAUACAACACCCAGCGUUGACUCGGAGGGGACAGCUAGUGGGUCAGACGAUUGCACCCCCAUAUUGAUGGCAAACCUCAAAAGGUCCAGACGAACGGUUAAACAACAAACGAAGUCCACUUCGCCUGAACAGGAGGAAACGGAUAGCCUUUCAUCGCCAUCCAAAUUACAUACACCUUCGAAAACACGGGGAACAAGGGUCAAACUCAAAGAAAGUCUCCCAACAACACCUUCUUCAGCAAGAAGCAGGAGGACGGUUUCCACUUCAGCCUCUCCCUCCAAACGUCGUCAUGAUUCAUCCCGCUCCCCUACCAAAAGAAGGCGUAUUGCAGACCUGCUUGCACCUGAAGACUUUGCAUCCUUUACUAAUGGAUCGGAAGACUUGAGUCACCUACCCGAGAACCCAUUUCUACGAGCAAUGCAUGUAUUGCAUGUCUCAUCUCGCCCUGACGUACUUCCUUGUCGCGACGAAGAGUACAUGGAAAUCUUAAGUAAGGUGCUGACACUCCUUGAAGAAGGGGCAGGAGGAUGUAUCUAUAUCUCUGGCGUCCCUGGGACCGGGAAAACGGCUACAGUUCAUGCUGUCAUCAGGGAACUGAAGCGUAUGGCAGAGCGAGACGAGACCAGCCCAUUUACAUACGUCGAAGUCAACGGACUUAAAAUCCCUGAGCCAUCGGGCUCGUAUAGUCUUCUUUGGGAGGCAUUGUCAGGCCACAAUAUCGCAGAAGAUGGCCGCCUGCGAAUUACUCCAAAGGAAGCCCUCCGGAGGCUGGAUCAGUACUUCUCUGGAGACGCGAUACGAGGUCCAGGAAGUCAUGCAUGUAUCGUGAUGAUGGAUGAAUUGGACCAACUGCUGACGGCUAAGCAAGAUGUGGUUUAUAAUUUCUUUAACUGGCCGACCAUGGCACAGUCCAAACUUAUUGUGCUGGCCGUCGCAAAUACGAUGGAUUUACCGACCCGCGUAAUGUCUGGGAAGGUAAGGAGUCGAAUGGGAAUGGAACGGGUCGAUUUCAAGGCAUACGAUCGUCCCCAGUUGAUAGAAAUUGUGACGUGUCGAUUGCGUUGCGCGUCUUCUAGUCUUGAGAUGGAGCCGGAAGAUAUCGUCGUACCCGAUGCCAUCAAACUUGCUGCUAUGAAAGUGUCCGGGAUCAGUGGGGAUGCACGACGGGUGUUGGAUAUCUGCAGGAAAGCUGUCGAGGUUCAUUACGGCCAACAGCUGUCUGGGCCUGUGACAACAAGGCACCUUUCGGCAGUGCUCCAACAGAUGCAAAAUAGUCCCACCCGGGCUUAUAUCGAGCAGUGUAGCUUUCAGGAGCGUGUCAUGCUUGCAUCCCUGUGGAAGUGUAUGAAGAAAGAGGGUGUAUUAUUCAUAAAUUGGGAAGAAAUUUUGCACUCCCAUCGAAACUUCUUACCGACGCUGACGACUGACCCUGAUCUCCAAUAUAAGCCUACCGUCACGGAACUUCAGUUGGUCCUUGACUCGCUGACCGCGGCGCGGGCAAUUCUGAUCGAGGAUUCCAGGAAAGGGUUAGCGAACGGAGAGCGGAAGGUCAUGUUAAACCUGGAGGAGAUGGAGGUGCUAAAAGCUCUUGGAGAAUUAGGGGGAGAACAUUGGCGUCGGUUCCUGGGACCUUGAGUAGAGCGACUCCAGUUGCAGUCGGUUGUUGACCAAUAGGUGGGCUAAUGUGAUCAUUUUCACGACACUGCUCCAUGUCACAUUGAUUUGAUCGAAGAACUGCACCCCCGCUGUUUGCAGGAUUGAGGUGCUCUUGAUGUUGCCUCGUUAAGUGUGCACCGUAUUUGCACGGGUACAUACGCUGUUUAGAUGUGUCGGUGCAGUAUAGUAGGUCAGAAUUCGAGAAGUUCUGGUACUCAAU
This is a messenger RNA of Cantharellus anzutake, 2682 nucleotides long. Its product is annotated as P-loop containing nucleoside triphosphate hydrolase protein. The record is from RefSeq and is a predicted model, not a curated record. The coding region runs from base 18 to 2441 and encodes 807 amino acids. The transcript is spliced from 8 exons. Gene Ontology annotation, molecular function: ATP hydrolysis activity; DNA replication origin binding; chromatin binding. Gene Ontology annotation, biological process: DNA replication initiation; mitotic DNA replication checkpoint signaling. NCBI's taxonomy places the organism in Eukaryota, Fungi, Basidiomycota, Agaricomycetes, Cantharellales, Hydnaceae. Gene Ontology annotation, cellular component: nuclear origin of replication recognition complex.